Molecule: messenger RNA, 2992 nt
Organism: Calidris pugnax (ruff)
Lineage: Eukaryota; Metazoa; Chordata; Aves; Charadriiformes; Scolopacidae
Product: cholesterol 7-desaturase-like
Exons: 11
Coding region: 1-1857 (618 amino acids)
Biological process (GO): chlorophyll biosynthetic process; cholesterol metabolic process
Cellular component (GO): chloroplast
Molecular function (GO): 2 iron, 2 sulfur cluster binding; chlorophyllide a oxygenase activity
Source: RefSeq, a predicted model, not a curated record
AUGACAUUUUGGUGCAUGUUCAUAUCUACGCGUGGGCCCGAGUACACUGUUCACAUCCGCACGGCGCUGCCCAUGGGCAUCCCCACGGUGAUACAUGAGCACAGAGUGUGUGCACGCGUGGUGCUCCCCGUGCCCACACCCAUCCACCGGCUGUGGAUGCUCAUGUGUGCACACCGCAUGCGCACACGUGUGUGCCCACGAUGGAUGAAGGUGCCCGAGUGUGCCCCGGGGUGUGUGUGUGAGCCCGUGUGUGCCCCGAGACGGAUGCGGGUGCCCGAGUGUGCCCCGGGGUGUGUGUGUGAGCCCGUGUGUGCCCCGAGACGGAUGCGGGUGCCCGAGUGUGCCCCGGGGUGUGUGUGUGAGCCCGUGUGUGCCCCGAGACGGAUGCGGGUGCCCGAGUGUGCCCCGGGGUGUGUGUGUGAGCCCGUGUGUACCCCGAGACGGAUGAAGGUGCCCGUGUGCGCCCCAAGAAGCUCUACUCGCCCCCCGACCCUCUCCCGGGAGCCCCGGGGUCGCCGCCCCCCCGCGGGGUUGAGCGGAGCCGGCGCUGCCACCCCCUCAGCCCAGGACACAGCCGGGGGUGCCCGGGGGGUCCCCCGGGGGGGGAGUCCCGUCCCCCCCCCGCCCACGGAGCGCCUCCCCGGGCGGGGCCGGCAGCGCUAUAAGGGGCGGCGGCGGCGGUACCGGCCGCGCUAUGGGGAGCGGGUGCCGCUGGUGCUGCGGCGCGGCCCGGGGCGGGUGGGCUACCUGCCGGCCCCCGGGCUGAGCCGCGGGGAGGCCGCUCGCCGCGCCCGCCGCGCCCGCCGGCCCGGUGCCCUCCCGCCGCCCUACCCCAACGGCUGGUACCGCCUGCUCGACUCCGCGCAGCUGCCCCGCGGAGCCGUCCGCAGCCUCUCCCUGCUCGGAGAACAGCUCGCUGUGUUUCGCACCCAGGAUGGCCAAGCCCAUGUGGUGGACACUUACUGCCCUCACCUCGGGGCUAACCUUGCUGCCGGCGGGCGCGUCGUGGGCAACUGCAUCGAGUGCCCCUUUCACGGCUGGCAGUUUCGAGGAGAGGACGGAAAAUGCACCCGCAUCCCCUACGCUGAAAAAGUGCCGGAUUUUGCCAGGGUGCAGACCUGGCCAUCCUGCGAGGUGAACGGGAUGCUGCUGGUCUGGUACCACUGCGAAGGGGCUGGUCCCACGUGGGCAGUGCCCAAGCAGCGGGAGGUGGCCACCAAGGAGUGGGUGUUCCGAGGCCAGACGGAGCACUUGGUGGAUGCCCACAUCCAGGAAAUCCCCGAAAAUGCGGCUGACACAGCUCACCUGGCUUUCGUCCAUGGACCAGCAAUUCUGGGUGGAUCCGAUCUGAGAUACACAAGGUCCAAGCUGUGGGAUUUUAUGAAGCACAUCUGGAAGGCGGAGUGGCAGCCGGAGCCGGAGCCCAACCAGCAUUGCUCCCGGCUGCUGCUUCAACACACCGCAACCAUCUUCGGGAAGCACGUCUCCUUGAUGGAUUUGACAGUUUCAGCCAGGCAGGUGGGGCCAGGGCUGGUUUUCCUGCUCUUCGAACAUGCUUUCCUGGGCCGUGGGAUCAUCCUGCAGACAGUGACACCCCUGGAGCCUCUCCUACAGAACGUCGUCCACACAAUCUACUACCAGAAGAACAUGCCGGCCAUAAUCCCCAAGUUCAUCCUGAGAGCAGAAUGUAUACAGUUUGAGCGCGAUAUAACCAUCUGGAAUAACAAACGGUAUCUGCCCAAGCCUCUGCUGGUCAGAGAGGACUCCACCAUCCAGAAGCACCGGCGCUGGUUCGCCCAGUUCUACAGCGAGAAGAGCAUGAGGGUCCCGGCGCAGAAGGAGGGCCUGGACUGGUGAGGACCUCCCUGCCCACUGCAGAGGGUGGCCAGAGGUUCUCAGGUGGCUCCUACCACCCUGGCUGGUGGGCAGUGGUGCUGGGCAGGCAUGAUCAAAUAUUGGCCCUGGGCAGGAGCCUGAGCCCUGGGAAUCCUCUUACUCCUUUCUUACUCAGGGCAUCAAAGCUCAAAGGGUGCAACACCUUCUACAGGCAACGUAAAAGCUGAGCAUGAACUUAAGAUUGCCAGAACUGCCUUCAAAUUGCCUUUGUCUCUUGCUGCUGCUAUUUUGAGUAGUUAUAUGAAAAACUUUCCAUGGUGGCCUUUUAUUGCCAGAAGUGUCCUUUCCCAUCCAGACCGUUGUGGCUUCUGGACCGUCCCCUUGGCUGGACCAAGCUUCAGCUCUCCAGGGGAGCCUUGGCCAAUGUCUGCAUGGCAUCAGGAGGAUGAUUGCAAAGCCCACAGACACUUCCCUCUGGCAACAGGCAGGGCAGCAGGGGUUUUGGCUGCCCACCAUGUCCUUAGUAUUCUUCUAGGCUUCCUCGAGCCUACCGAGAUCUUGUAUGAGCCAAUUCCUUAUGGAGCUAUUGCACUUCAUUGAGAAGAAGAGGGACUACUCUGGUGACCAAAUCACUUAAACUGACAACAACUUGGCAGGUCAAGGAUGUGAAUAAGAUCCUGUUUUGAUAGCUCCUGGAUUCCAACAAUACCUUGGGUACAUGGUUGGCUGUAAAAAUUUGUCUCAUGGCAAGAACAUGGCUGUCACUUCCAGACACUGUGAUCAGAAACGAGGCUCACACAUGGAGACUAGGCUGCAACUCUGAUGAAAAUUGGUUGAAAUUCUCCUGCGCUUUGUGCCUACGUGCUCUGUACUGAAGGGUUAAAUUCUGCCUUGCUGCAUUCUCUAGAGAAACCUGUAAUCCAUAGGCCUGGGAUAGUUCUCAGGACUCUGGCAGUUACUCUCUGCCAAGAGCCAGCAAGACCAAAUGCUCAAAUCCAGCUUUCCAAGGAAGCUUGAGCUGCUGCUCUCAUGCCUGUGCCUUGUCAUCUAUGCACUUUGCUGAGGCUUCUGGUGCCUCCUUCACCAUUAACCCAUAGAGCAGGACCAGGAGCAGGAACAUCACCUGCCCCAACAGCAUCCCAGAUAACCCUGUGCA